GCGAAGUAUGGCUCCGGAAACAUGGCUGAUGUGUGAUGAAUCAGGACCAACGGACAGACAAAUCACGCAGGUACUGAUCAGAGCAUCAAGAAGAGGAUGGUCCAGUAUGAGGAGGAGAUCAACCGGAAACCCGACAGAAACUCACACAUCAUAGACCUCCCACAACAAAAUGACUGUGAGGAGGAUGGUCUGGAUGAGCAGCAGGAGAGGAACUCCAGUCUGGAUCAGGAGGACCCAGAGCCUCCACAGAUUAAAGAGGAACAGGAGGAAUUCUGCAGCAGUCAGGAGGGAGAGCAGCUUGGACUGAAACAGGAGAAUGAUACCUUCAUGGUGAUGUCUGCUUAUGAGGAAAGUGAAGAAAGCCAGCAUGUGGACUCAGGAUCAACUAGAAAUGCAGAGCUGAAGAACAGGAGACGUUACAGAAAGAGAAGUUGCAAUAAGAGAGUAGACAACACUGCUGUGUCAAUGAGUCAGAGUCAAACUGGCACAAGGAAAAAAUCUUUUCAAUGUGACGUCUGUGGAAAAACCUUUCGCAAAAAAUAUAACUUUACUAAACACCAGAGAGUUCACACAGACCUCGAACAUGAGGAAGAGGAGGGUCUGUAUGAGCAGCAGGUCUUUAACCAGGAGAAGAACUCCAGUCUGGACCAGGAGGACCCAGAGCCUCCACAGAUUAAAGAGGAACAGGAAGAACUGUGCAGCAGUCAGGAGGGAGAGCAGCUUGGACUGAAGCAGGAGGCUGAAGGCAUUAUUGUCUGGACUGGGGAAGAGCGACUCAGACUGCUAAAGACCAUCUGGAAACCUGAGAUAAAGUUGCAAAGAGUAGACCUCCACCAGCAACAUGUCUUUAAGGACAAGAAGGUUCUCACAUCCCAGCAGGUCCUUAAUCAGGAGAGGAACUACAGUCUGGGCCGGGAGGACCCAGAGCUUCCACAGAUUAAAGAGGAACAGGAGGAACUCUGCAGCAGGCAGGAGGGAGAGCAGCUUGGACUGAAGCAGGAGGCUUAUACUUCAUUCAUGGUGACUCCGACUUAUGAGGAAAGUGACCACAGUGAACCAGAACCAAACAGUAAGCAACUCCUUUUUCACAGCUCACCUGAAGAAGAGAGCCAAGAUCAGGAAGAAAGCCAGCAUGUGGACUCAAUAUCUACUAAAAAUGCAGAGCUAAAGGAGAGGAGACAUUACAGAAAGAGAAGUUACAAUAAGAGAGUAGACAACACUGCUGUGUCAGGGAGUCAAAGUAAAACUGACGUAAUAAAAAAGUCUUUAAAGUGUGACACCUGUGGAAAAACCUUUCGCAAAAAAAACCACCUGACGACACAUCUGCGAAUUCACACAGGUGAGAAACCAUAUUCUUGCAGCACGUGUGGGAAGAGUUUCAGUCUGAACUCAACAUUGAAAACCCACACAAGACUUCACACUGGUGAGAGGCCAUAUGCUUGUAUCACCUGUGGGAAAAGAUUUAUUCACAAAUCAGAUUUGGAACGUCAUGUAAGAACACACACAGGUGAGAAGCCGUAUUCAUGUGGCACUUGUGGGAGAGAAUUCCGUCUGAACUCAACAUUGAAAACUCAUAUAAGAGUUCACACUGGUGAGAAACCGUAUUCCUGUAGCACUUGUGGAAAACAGUUUACUGAGAAAUCAUCAUUAAGAACACAUAUAAGAAUUCACACAGGUGAGAAGCCACGUUGUUGUAGUAUCUGUGGGAAAAGAUUUUCUGACAUCUCGGGAGUGAUAAAACACAUGAGAUUUCACACAGGCGAGAAACCACAUCCUUGUAGCACAUGUGGGAAAAGAUUCAGUCAGAAAUCAGAUAUGGCCCGUCAUGAACGAAUUCACACAGGUGACAAACCGCAUGGUUGCAACAUUUGUGGGAAAAUAUUCAUUCAGAGGACCAGCUUAAAGAAGCACAUGAGAAUUCACACACGUUAAACUUUCAGACUUUCAAAAUGUGGGACAGCUGUGUGUGAGCUCACACUGAGCAGAAAUUAAUCACUGCAAUGCUUGAAUGAAAAGAUGAUCCAUUUUAAAGUCAGUAUUUUCUGUGCAGAAUAGUGAAGAACUCACCAUUGUUUCUUAAGCCUUUUCCCCUCGUUCCUAUAAUUGUAUCAGGCAAACUCUGGUCUUACAUUUCAUGAAGGUUAACAUUCUGCAUGCUCGUGGCCUGUUGGUUCAUUGUUUAUUUUAUUUAUUAUGUGUUCUUAAAGUAUUAUUGCAGGGUCUACCUUGCAGUAUAAAGCGCCUUGAGGUGACUGUUGUUGUGAUUUGGCGCUCUAUAAAUCAAAAUCGAAUUGAAUUAUGGUUCAAGUAAAGAUUUUAUUCAAAAUCUUUUGAGUGUUUUUUUCCCUGAGGUGUAAUCUCUAAUAUAAUCUCUAUGUAAGCAGCAUGACAGAGGGUUCUGCUUUAUUUGUCUUUUUGUCAUGACACAUCUGUGGAGGAAUGGAGAUGCUUAGGUGAGAAAGCAGUGGACUUUUUGACAGUGUUGGGGAGUAACGGAAUACAUGUAACACCGUCACGUAUUUAAAAUACAGAAUAUGAGUAACUGUAUUCCGUUACAGUUACCGUUUAAAAAGGUGGUAUUCAGAAUACAGUUACUUUGUUGAAAAAAUCGGAUUACACGGCGGUCUUUUCCUGUUUCAUAUGUUAGGCUAUGCCCUCUCUAUUUUUGGUAAUUCCACUCUGGUGGAAACUAGGGGUGGGUUUUGAUAAUUGAUUUAUCGAUUAAAAUCGAUUCUGGCUUAGAUAACGUGAUAUCGAUUCAUUAAAAUCCUGAAUCGAUUUUUUAAUAUAAAUUUAUUUUGCCCAAAACGCCAGAAUCUCAGGUUAAACUUCACUAAAUUUCAACAAACACCAAACAUCUAGAACAGUAAAUGAGAGCAGGUACACGGAUUCUACACAAAAACGUAAACACAAAGCGCGGACCCACGGAUCAGAAUCAGUGAGAUGUCGCCUUUCUCACCCGUCGGCACGGGCACAGUCGGGGCUGAAAGUCGACAGCUCGCUGACAGCUCGCGGACAGCUCGCGGACAAAGCGGUCCGCGCUUUGUGUUCAUGCCCUUUUUGCGCUGAUUCUAAAGCUGUUAGUUUUAUCUCUCUCCAAACAAUAUUGACUGAACCAGCAGCAAAAGAAGAUCCAAACUACGCUUCACAUAAAGAUCGUCAUGGAUUCCCUCUUACUUUUGCUGUUUUGCUUCUACCACGAUAAAAUCGCACUUCAUGCACAGCUCUCUCUCUCGCUCUCUCUCUCUCUCUCUCUCUCUCUCUCGCUCAGUAUACUUCAAGAACAGUUUCCCAUCUAAAAAUCUGUUUUCUGCAUUAUUCGCUUGCUUGUUACGCACAAGUCUACCAUUGUUUAUAGCGCUGUCGGCCGCUGGUUUUUUUUCCCCUUUUAUUUACUUCUGAAAAGAAAACCUAAUUCAUGCCAUUCAAUAGGCUUCUGAACAAAUUUAAACUUUUUAAAAUUAUGCAAAAUGCAAAACGCUUAGCCGUGUCUCUAAUAAAACCUCUGUAACUUCAGAGGUAAUGUUCAUAUGUUGAUUAAUGAUUUUCUUUCAUUUUUGAUGUACAGCAGAAUAUUUUUAUAAAAUCCCAGGCCAGGAAAAUCACAUUCAUGUUUUUCUGUGUUUUAUCUUCAGCUACUUUGACACAAAGGCAUCUGCUGUGAUGCUCACACCUUUGACAAAGUCUUGCGAGUGUCAGCUUCCUUUUUAUUGUUACAAAAAUAUGUAAAUGUACUGAUCUGAAUUAUAAUAUUUCUGACUGUCUGAGGCAAAAUUUCCCAGAUUCGAAUCGAAUCAAAUCGUGAAUCGAAUCGAUUUGGGACCUUGUGAAUCGGAAUCGAAUCGAUUCUAGAAAUCAGUGACGAUACCCAGCCCUAGUGGAAACCCAAACAAAACAUUAA
Molecule: messenger RNA, 3901 nt
Organism: Pelmatolapia mariae (spotted tilapia)
Lineage: Eukaryota; Metazoa; Chordata; Actinopteri; Cichliformes; Cichlidae
Product: zinc finger protein 3-like
Exons: 4
Coding region: 97-1932 (611 amino acids)
Biological process (GO): regulation of DNA-templated transcription
Molecular function (GO): RNA polymerase II cis-regulatory region sequence-specific DNA binding; DNA-binding transcription factor activity, RNA polymerase II-specific
Source: RefSeq, a predicted model, not a curated record